GGAGAUAGGGGCCACUUUCGGAAACGUGUUAGUUUUUCCACAGCUGUUAUUUUUUCGUUUGCUACGUUUCCUUUGCCUCGAACAUGGCACUCUACUCUCGAUUUGUGAUCGUGCUGCUUUACGGAUGGAGUUAUUUGUGUGUUGGAUUGUGCGCGAUGCUGAAAACGGACAAUAUCCCCGAGAGACGAAAGGUGGAUUUUACGCAUUCGGUGGAUAAAAAAUACGCGACAAAAGAGGACCGGGAUGCGCUUUUACAGGAUACGAUGACGGAGCACAUGCAGAUGCUUUACGCGAAGUACAACAGCGCUGGAUUUCCCUUCAAGGACGGCAACACUGUUCGUAGUUUCAAAGCGCAUUGGGGUACUAUAAACAAGAAACAGCUGCAGAUUUUCAACCUCACCUCCCUCACCAAAUCAGAAGACAUCCUGUCAGCUACUCUUCAUUAUUACAUUGGAGACCUUCAGAACAGCACCCAGGGCUGCUCCAGGUCCAAAAGCUGCGCUCGCCAUGGUCCCAGGAGGCACAGCCACAUCCACAUGGUCAUCUGGAGCUUUGCAUCUGUGGAUAACAAGAUGAGGACUCUCGGACAUUUUCGGAUCAAUGUGUCCACCCUCUACAGGGAUUUCAUAUCUUGGCAGUGGAAGGACAUAACUCGUGUGGUCAACCAGGCCAAACACCACGAUGAGCUGCUUAUUGGGAUUGAAGUGGCUUCACAAGGUUCCCAGCCGUGGAAGAAGCUCCUGUCAGACCGCUCACCCUACAUCCUGGUCUAUGCCAAUGACUCUGCCAUUUCAGAGCCUGAAAGUGUGGUAGCCACUCUCCAGAGGCCCCACUCAGUGAGAGGUGAGGGCUCCAUUUCACAUGGCUUCCAUAAACUGGGACUACAAGAGCAAAACGACACCGAAGGACAGCCGCAGGCCAGACACAGGCGCUCAGUGAAUGUUCUCCUACCUUUGCAAAAUAAUGAACUUCCUGGUCCCGAGUAUCCAUAUGAGACGACCGGCUGGGACGAGACAACUCCCUACGAACCAUUUGAAAACAAACAGGCACGCCGGCCGCGUAAAAAGACACGCAAGAAUCAGCGGCAUAAGAUGCCCUUGCUACAGUUUGAUGAGCAGACGAUUAAAAAGGCGCGAAAGAAGCAGUGGAACGAGCCCAGGAACUGUGCUCGGAGAUACCUGAAAGUUGACUUUGCCGACAUUGGAUGGAGCGAAUGGAUUAUAUCGCCCAAGUCGUUUGAUGCCUACUAUUGCUCAGGGUCCUGCCAGUUCCCCAUGCCAAAGGCUCUGAAGCCAUCUAACCAUGCCACCAUCCAGAGCAUAGUGCGGGCGGUGGGCGUCGUCCCAGGCAUCCCCGAGCCGUGCUGUGUCCCCGAGAAAAUGUCUUCCCUCAGCAUCCUUUUCUUUGACGAGGACAAGAAUGUGGUGCUGAAAGUCUACCCCAACAUGACAGUAGAUUCCUGCGCCUGUAGAUAG
Pelmatolapia mariae (spotted tilapia) is the source of this 1475-nucleotide messenger RNA. It is a transcript of the gene bmp3, whose product is annotated as bone morphogenetic protein 3. Gene Ontology annotation, biological process: osteoblast differentiation. The transcript is spliced from 3 exons. The coding region runs from base 84 to 1475 and encodes 463 amino acids. Gene Ontology annotation, cellular component: extracellular region. The record is from RefSeq and is a predicted model, not a curated record. NCBI's taxonomy places the organism in Eukaryota, Metazoa, Chordata, Actinopteri, Cichliformes, Cichlidae. Gene Ontology annotation, molecular function: cytokine activity; growth factor activity.